Molecule: messenger RNA, 968 nt
Organism: Guyanagaster necrorhizus
Lineage: Eukaryota; Fungi; Basidiomycota; Agaricomycetes; Agaricales; Physalacriaceae
Exons: 8
Coding region: 64-813 (249 amino acids)
Biological process (GO): endoplasmic reticulum tubular network organization; membrane organization
Cellular component (GO): endoplasmic reticulum; membrane
Source: RefSeq, a predicted model, not a curated record
UCGUCGCCUUCAUCUCAGUAAAUUCUUUCCUGCUCAUCUAUUUUCAUCCUCCAAAUAGCCUCUAUGGCUGCCACUCAGCAUUACCUCUGGGCGUCUGGCCACUUCAUCUUGCUGCUCUCAGCAUUGCGAUAUUUUAUCGCCUGGAUCACUUUUAAGAGUGUCUCGUCUUGGUGGUACAAAACGAGUUACACUGGUGCACUCGUCAGCUAUGCCAUUGUCUGCCAAAAAGCUCUAGGCACUCCUCAACCCAACCUUGCCUACGUCAGGCGGGCAAUGAUGGAUGAAAACGUCCAAUAUCUUUUACUUGCAUUCUUUUGGUGGUCUUCCAAGCCCAUUGCUAUCACCCUUCUUCCAUUCAGCAUCUUCUCCUUGUUCCAUGCACUGACCUUUACGCGAACGACCCUGAUGGCUCAGUUCCUUCCACCAGGACCACCUGCUACCUCUGGAGGACCGCUUACACCACAUCCCUAUGCGAAGAAGCUCCAGGUCUGGGUUAAAAACAACUAUGACUCCGCAAUGCGUGCAGUGGCCUACACCGAACUUCUCAUUCUCGUUCGAGUUGUUCUCGGAGCCCUCGUGUUUCAAAACUCACUUCUCUCCCCCGUUGUUUAUGUUCACUUUUUACGGCAACGAUACUACCAGUCAGCGUUCACUCGUGAUGCCUUUGCUGCUACAGAUGCUCGCAUCAACGCGCUGCUUGCUCAGCAGAACAACCCGACCUUGGCCAACAUCUGGUCUCAGGCGCGGCGGUUGAUAGCUCGCUGGGGAGGAAGCAACAUUACGCCUGCUGCAGCGCCUGCGGGUGGACAGUAAAUUUAUCUUGGUAGAACGCGCCUCGAUGCAAAUCUUAUUGGACUGGUUUGACGAUGUGUAUAUACUCCACUGAACGAAAUGGCGGGUUUCGUAGAUAUAUUGCAGUAGGCUGAGUCUCCAAUACAUACACACACAUUUGAAAGCAUGGUGUCUAC